Trypanosoma conorhini is the source of this 726-nucleotide messenger RNA. RefSeq lists its product as uncharacterized. NCBI's taxonomy places the organism in Eukaryota, Euglenozoa, Kinetoplastea, Trypanosomatida, Trypanosomatidae. The record is from RefSeq and is a predicted model, not a curated record. The coding region runs from base 1 to 726 and encodes 241 amino acids. The transcript has a single exon.
AUGUCUGCCCACGCCGGUCCGUCGCUUGGAGCCAGUGGGGAGGAGGAGAAGGACCCGCGGCGUAUCCUGUCGUGGGAGGAGUACCGAGCCGAGUACGUGAGACAGCAGAGGCUGCGGUACCAGCUGCAGCGGGAAUCCAAUGCAAAUACUGAGAAUGACGCGGAAGCGUUCUCCCCCACUGCUGCUGCUGCUGCUGCUGCUGCUGCUUCGCCCCAAGAACGGUGGGAGCAGGGACAAGCGCGGAGGCAAAAUCUUGCUCAACAGCAGCAGCCACAGCCACAGCCACAGCCUGCCGAAGCGGGCAUUGACAUCUGGGCCAGGAUUGAGCUUCGCCCUGGCGAUGUUAUAACCGUUGUGCGAGUAUUGGGGCGGGUGUUCCUGGCGACCUUCCUUGUCUUCAGAACGUUCUCCGUGUAUUACUUUUUUCUGACGCUUCUGAUUUAUAUGGGGUGGCGCGCGGGGCAACGUGCGUUGGGGGCGAUAAGGAUAGAGCGUGAGAACCGAGAUGCUGCGGGGAAUUUAUUCCGGGGAACGGCGCACCCUGAGGCGCAGCGCCGCCACCACCACCGCCGCCAGCGCGUCUCCCUGCCCCGGAAGGCGGUGUACAUCUUCACGCGCUGCAUCACGUCCUUCCUGCUGAGCCUUUCGCCGACGUACUCGGUGGAGCAGUUGGAGUCGGAGCUGCAGGAGGACGGCAUUGUGGGCCCGCACCUUCACCAGGACUGA